Messenger RNA from Solanum tuberosum (potato), 1086 nucleotides. RefSeq lists its product as uncharacterized. The coding region runs from base 1 to 1086 and encodes 361 amino acids. The transcript has a single exon. The record is from RefSeq and is a predicted model, not a curated record. NCBI's taxonomy places the organism in Eukaryota, Viridiplantae, Streptophyta, Magnoliopsida, Solanales, Solanaceae.
AUGGAGAAUCAGCGAUUCAAAGCAAAGGACACCCAUAAUUCGAAAUUCAAAACUUAUCUCACUGCCUCUGAAUACUUUCUUCAUCAAAGAAACUUCGAAGAUUGUCGUAAUUACGCCUUAAAAGCCAUUGAAAUCGACUCAAAUCAAAUUUCCCCUUCACAAAUCCUCGCUAUAGCGAAUGUAUUACUUCUCUCAACCACCAUUAACGAACACACAAAUUACUAUUCUAUCCUUAACCUUCCUCUCUACACUCAAAACCCACAACUCAUCAAAACCCAUUUCACUAACGUUACGAAUCUGUUAAACCCUAACAAGAAUCGGUACCCAUUUGCUUCUGAAGCUUUUGGGGUUGUACUCAAAGCUUGGUCUGUGCUUUCGAACCAGACCCAGAAAACCCGCUUUGAUAACGAGUUGAAAAACAGGGGAGAAGAUAGGGGUAGUUUUUGGACUGUCUGUCCUUACUGUUACUAUGUGUAUGAGUUUUUGAAAGAUUAUGAAGAUUGUUGUUUGAGAUGUCAGAAUGAGAAAUGUAGAAGAGUGUUUCAUGGGGUGCCUAUUGUGGGCCCAUCUCCGCCACCUGAGGUGGCGGAGAAGGGUGAGUAUCAUUGCUUCGGGUUCACCGUUUUGGGCAAUGGUACUCACCCUUUGUGGUCCCCUUUUGUGGGCACUAAGACUAAUGAGAAUAACGUUGAGUCUGAAAUCGCGGGAGAAAAGACUAACGAGAAGAAUAAUGUGGAUGAGUUCAUUGAAAUUUCCGAUGAUGAGGAUGAAAAUGGGGGAAAUGAGAAAUCUUUAGGGGUCAAAGAGGUAUUUGUGGAAACUAAUGGUGUGGAAGUGGAUACGAGAGGUGAUUUCAAGGAGAAAAGGGUAAAAAUGGUGGGGAAGAGUUUAAAUAAGGUGUUGGGAAAAGGUAACAAAGUUAACAUGAAUGAGAUUGUUUAUAAUGAGGGAAAUGAUGAUUUCGAGACUAAUGAGAAUACUGUUGAGUUUGGUAACGAAGGAGAUAAUAAUGUUGAGUUUUUUAUGGGAGAUGAUAUCUAUGUGAGGAUGCAAGAAGAAUUUGAUAUUGGGACAUUGUUUUUAUGA